AUGGGUGUCAAGCUGUUGCCGUCCGGCUCGUCGCCGCCUCCGCUGUCGCGGGUGGCCGCCUCCGCGGCGCACGGCGAGGACUCCUCCCCCUACUUCGCCGGGUGGAAGGCCUACGACGAGGACCCCUACGACGCCGCCGUGAACCCGGACGGCGUCGUUCAGAUGGGCCUCGCGGAGAACCAGGUCUCCGUCGACCUCCUCGAAGGGUACCUCCGGGAGCACCCGGAGGCGGCCGCCUGGGGCUGCACCGGCGCCGCCGCCGGCGCCGGCGGCGACAGCUUCCGGGAGAACGCCCUGUUCCAGGACUACCAUGGCCUCGACAGCUUCAGGAAGGCCAUGGCCAGACUGAUGGAGAAGAUAACGGGCGGCAAGGCGACGUUUGACCCCGACCGCAUCGUGCUCACCGCCGGCGCGACGGCGGCCAACGAGCUCCUGACGUUCAUCCUCGCCGACCCUGGAGACGCGCUUCUGAUCCCUACUCCUUACUACCCUGGGUUCGACAGGGACCUGCGGUGGAGGACGGGCGUCCACGUCAUACCGGUGCACUGCGACAGCGGCAACGGGUUCCAGGUCACGGCCGCCGCGCUGCAGGCGGCGUACGACGAGGCCGCCGCGGCGGGCAUGCGCGUCCGCGGCGUGCUGAUCACGAAUCCGUCCAACCCGCUCGGCACGACGGCGAGGCGGGCGGUGCUGGAGGACAUCCUCGACUUCGUCGCGCGGAAUAACGUGCACCUCGUCUCCGACGAGAUUUACUCCGGCUCGGCGUUCGCCGCGCCGGACCUCGUCAGCGUGGCGGAGCUCGUCGAUUGUCGCGCCCGACGCCACGGUGGCGGCGGCGACGACGGCGUCGCCGGCCGGGUGCACGUCGUGUACAGCCUGUCCAAGGACCUGGGCCUGCCGGGGUUCCGCGUCGGCGUGGUGUACUCGUACAACGACGCCGUGGUGACCGCCGCGCGGCGCAUGUCGAGCUUCACCCUCGUGUCGUCGCAGACGCAGCGGACGCUGGCGGCGGUGCUGUCCGACGAGGCGUUCGUCGACAGCUACAUCCGCGCCAACCGCGACCGCCUCCGGGAGCGGUACGACCACGUCGUGGCCGCGCUGGCCGGCGCCAGCGUGCCGUGCCUGCGCAGCAACGCCGGGCUGUUCGUGUGGAUGGACAUGCGGCGGCUGCUCGGGGACGGCGAGGGCGAGGCGACCUUCGCCGACGAGCUGAGGCUGUGGGAGAAAAUGCUGCGCGAGGCGAAGCUCAACGUCUCGCCGGGGUCGUCGUGCCAUUGCUCGGAGCCCGGCUGGUUCAGGGUGUGCUUCGCCAACAUGCGCUUGGCCACGCUGGAUGUUGCACUGGCGAGGAUAAGCCGCUUCGUGGACAAGUGGACCAAAUCAACCGUGGGUAAAAUCAACAAUUUACAGCAUAGUAUAUGUGAUGUGAAUUGGUUAUUACUCGAUCGAUACCAUGGGUCGAUGCGCGUGUACAACAGUAAUUAA
Oryza brachyantha (malo sina) is the source of this 1485-nucleotide messenger RNA. RefSeq names its product 1-aminocyclopropane-1-carboxylate synthase 7-like. The transcript is spliced from 3 exons. The record is from RefSeq and is a predicted model, not a curated record. NCBI's taxonomy places the organism in Eukaryota, Viridiplantae, Streptophyta, Magnoliopsida, Poales, Poaceae. Gene Ontology annotation, biological process: biosynthetic process; amino acid metabolic process. Bases 1 to 1485 code for a protein of 494 amino acids. Gene Ontology annotation, molecular function: pyridoxal phosphate binding; transaminase activity.